This is a messenger RNA of Trichophyton verrucosum HKI 0517, 330 nucleotides long. RefSeq lists its product as uncharacterized. The transcript has a single exon. Lineage: Eukaryota; Fungi; Ascomycota; Eurotiomycetes; Onygenales; Arthrodermataceae. Bases 1 to 330 code for a protein of 109 amino acids. The record is from RefSeq and is a predicted model, not a curated record.
AUGGAAGCAGUCAAACAUACGCUCAUAACCUUUCGAGGUCGUCUCAGUGGUUGGCCAGUUGGCAGAGUUCUCGCUGGCGUCACAGCUGCUGGUUUCACCACCUUCAUCAUCACCCGGAAUUUCCAGACCUCAUCCCGCAUGUCCCAACCAGCAACCAAGGCAGCAUUCUGGAAGGCCGGCCCUAGCUUUCUCCGUCUACGACUGCACAGUUCUGAGCAGGUUUCGCCGACCUCCAAGCGUCUGAGGUUCGAGCUUCCCACGCCAGACACCAUCAGCGGCCUGGGCCUUUGCUGUGAGUCCACGUAUUUCCAUUCUCCGCUGUUUUCUUAA